AUCUUCACUGCGGAGUACCGUCACCGUCGUUGUCGUAUCUGAUCUCCUUUCUACCCACUUUCUCCUACUCCUUUCUUUAGUCUUGAUCGACGACUUUUCUUGCUAUUACCUUCGUUUUGAUGUUCCCCUGCUUCUCACUUGCCUUCUUUCAAUUCUUUCAGUUCUGAUAUGGAAGCACUUCAGAUGGUUCUCAUUCUUCUCCAACCCCACGCUCUGCGUUUAAGCCGCUUCCUCUUCUUUGUCGGAAUUUUGCUAUCAUGCUUGGCCUUUCACUGUAAUGAAGCGUGUGAUGUUUUCAGCUGUGGGGAUUACAGUUUGGAUUUUCCAUUUGGUCUGUUUGGCAGCGGCUGCGGUGACCCUAAGCUUCAGGUAAAGUGUGAUAAUGCAACGAAGAUGCCUCUAAUUACUAUCGGUGGCUACCAAUACUACAUACGGGAGCCCCACAUUUUCUCCCCGGCAGCAGUGGUACCAGACUCUUACCCUACCAUGAUGAUAUUAUUCAAGCAAUUUGAGCAAGAUGCAUGCAAUUUCUCAGAUAGCGUCUAUGAUCAAUUCUGGAGUGCCAAACAAUUCCAUAUUGUAGAUGGAUACGCAAAUAUAACACUGUCAACAUUUUGCACUGGGUCGUAUGGAGAACCGUACUCGCCCAAUUUGAUGUGUAAUGAACAUAAAUACUAUAAUGACAGUCUUCCAGGUUCGAACAUAGUUUGUGAAUCGGACUUCAGGAUUGCCGUGAAUGAAACUGACUUAAAAUUGGGAAAACGUCUGCCUCAGAUUACUGGCGAAGGGAUCAAUAUAACGUGGUAUGCUAGCAAAGAUUGUGAGGAUUGCGAGACAGAUUCCAGAAACUGCACUCAUCUAAUAAGCUCAUCUUUCUGCUAUUGCGAUGCUAUGUCCUAUUCACAAUGCUCCAGUGGAAAGUCGAGUAAGAAUGCCAUUAUUUUAGGUUCAUCCAUUGGAGGCGGCGUUGCUCUGGCAGCAGCAGUACUAGUCCUGUUUUUAUUCUUUCGUGUGAAGAGAAGAAAGCAAUUCGCUACCAGGGACCUUCCUAAUGAUUUUAGAAAACAUAAAGGAAACGACAUGGAAGGGGGUCAGCAGAGGCAUAUGAUUGGCAAUUUGCCAAUUUUUUCAUUUGAAGAACUUCAACAGGCCACAGAUUUCUUCGACGAAAAGAACGAACUUGGAGAUGGAGGGUUUGGUGCUGUCUAUUUGGGGAAACUCAUUGACGGACGAAUGGUAGCAGUAAAGAAGCUUUAUCAGCAAAAUUCUAGAAGGAUUGAUCAAUUUGUCAAUGAGGUAGAGAUCUUUGCCAAUAUGAAUCAUCCCAACCUUGUUCGUCUUUAUGGCUGUACUGAGCCAAAUAGUCCAGUGCUGCUGCUUGUUUACGAGUUCCUGCCGAAUGGAACCCUAGCCGACCAUCUUCACGGCAGCAGAAAAAGGCCUAACGGUUUGCCUUGGGGAGUUCGUCUAAACAUUGCCAUAGAUACUGCCCAAGCCUUAGCCUACCUACACAGUAUCAAUCCCCCUGUUUUUCACAGAGACGUAAAAUCCACCAAUAUUCUCUUAGAUGAAUAUUUCAGGGCAAAAGUUGCAGAUUUUGGCCUUUCCAGAUUGGUGCCUGUGGAUGUCUCACACGUUACCACUGCUCCACAAGGCACGCCCGGGUAUGUUGAUCCUGAAUACCAUGAAUGCUUUCAGCUCACAGAAAAGUCUGAUGUUUACAGCUUUGGGGUUGUAUUGGUGGAGCUUAUAUCUGCUAAAUUAGCCGUGGAUGUGACAAGAAAAAGAAAUGAGAUCAGCCUCGCUAUCAUGGCAGUGAACAAGAUAAAAAUUGGAGCUUUGCAAGAACUGGUAGAUCCUGAUUUGGGGAUUGAGGCGAAUCCUGAGGUGAAGGACAUGGUUAGUGCGGUCGCUGAAUUGGCAUUCAAUUGCCUUGCAAACAACAGGGAUAUCAGACCAGACAUGAGGGAGGUUACAUCUCGUCUUGAGCAAAUCAAAGAGUUGCAUAUAAAGUAUCUCCAAGAACAGCCACACUCAUUCAGCAAGCAAUCCAUCAAGUCCAACGGUGUGGCGCUGCCACCAUCCCCUACUUCUGUACAGGAAAGAUGGCCCAGCAUCACCUCCGACAAAAGUCCCUAAUUUCUUUUUGUACAGUUUUUGUUGCAAGUCCGAUUGUCAAUUUCAAACAAAUGUAGGGUAAUCUAAGCUAUUGAUUACUCUCAUUUUUUGGUUUUCCA
Molecule: messenger RNA, 2237 nt
Organism: Cryptomeria japonica (Japanese cedar)
Lineage: Eukaryota; Viridiplantae; Streptophyta; Pinopsida; Cupressales; Cupressaceae
Product: LEAF RUST 10 DISEASE-RESISTANCE LOCUS RECEPTOR-LIKE PROTEIN KINASE-like 1.2
Exons: 3
Coding region: 169-2139 (656 amino acids)
Biological process (GO): protein phosphorylation
Molecular function (GO): ATP binding; protein kinase activity; polysaccharide binding
Source: RefSeq, a predicted model, not a curated record